This is a messenger RNA of Gallus gallus (chicken), 3407 nucleotides long. It is a transcript of the gene MFSD7, whose product is annotated as major facilitator superfamily domain containing 7. Gene Ontology annotation, molecular function: transmembrane transporter activity. Gene Ontology annotation, cellular component: membrane. NCBI's taxonomy places the organism in Eukaryota, Metazoa, Chordata, Aves, Galliformes, Phasianidae. Gene Ontology annotation, biological process: transmembrane transport. The transcript has 10 exons. Bases 49 to 1449 code for a protein of 466 amino acids. The record is from RefSeq and is a predicted model, not a curated record.
GAGUCGAGCUGAGCCUAGCCUAGGCUAGCCUAGCCUGUCCCAGCCGCGAUGGAGGGGGGCGAAUCGGCGGGCCUGCUGGCGGAGCGCGGCCCGAGCCAGCUCAAGACAUACCGGCGGCGGUGGUUUCUGCUGGCCGUGGUGUGCCUGCUGAACUGCUCCAACGCCAUGCUAUGGCUGACAUUUGCUCCAGUGGCUGACCAGACUGCUGCCUACUUUCACAUUUCCCUGGAGAUGGUCAACUGGCUCUCAAUAGUGUACCUGCUCAUCUCAAUCCCCUUUGGUCUGGUGGCAACGUGGGUUCUUGACAGCGUGGGGCUCAGAUGUGCUGUGAUCCUGAGUGCUUGGCUGAAUAUGAUGGGUAGCAUCAUCCGGAUGUUCAGCGUCCUGAAGUUCAUGAGCUUGGGCUCCCAGAAUUACUGGUACCUGUUUGUUGGGCAGUGCCUCUGUGCAUUGGCUCAGCCUCUUGUCAUCUUUUCACCAACUAAGUUGGCAGCUUUAUGGUUCCCAGAUCACCAGAGAGCAACAGCAAAUAUGAUCUCAUCCAUGUCCAAUCCCUUGGGUAUUCUUAUAGCAAACCUUCUGUCACCUGCACUAGUUCCUGAAGGAAGGCACAUCCCAUUGAUGCUAGGUGUUUAUGCCAUUCCUGCCCUAACGGCCUGUGUUCUAGCUACUGUGGGGAUUCGUGAGAAGGUUCCUCCGACACCUCCUUCAGCCAGUGCCACUAACUCCACCUCUCAGCCUUUCUUCAUGGGGCUCAAAAUGCUCCUGAGAAACAAGCCAUACAUCAUCCUGGCAUUGUGCUUUGGAGGAGGAAUUGGGAUGUUCACCUGCUUUUCAGCUCUGCUAGAACAAAUCCUUUGUGAAAAAGGUUAUUCAAAUGUAUUUGCUGGCCUGAAUGGUGCUCUGUUCACAGUGUGUGGUUUGUUGGGUGCCUUCCUGCUAGGGCUGUAUGUCGACCGGACAAGGAAUUUCAUAGAGUCCACUAAAAUCUGCUUCUGUCUGAGUGCCCUUGCCAGCAUCGUUUUUGCAGUGGCUUCUCGGUUCAGAGAUCAAGCCAUUGCUCUGGCCAUCACCAGCUCAAUCUUUGGUUUCUUUGGUUUUGCCAUGUACCCUGUUGCCAUGGAGCUGGCAGUGGAGUGUUCCUAUCCUGUGGGAGAAGGCACAUCUACGGGACUGAUUUUUGUUGCAAGCCAGAUUGAAGGUGUGGUUUUUAUGGUUCUGCUGCAAGCCCUCACCGUGCGUGUUUCUAAGGACCCAUCUUCUACCUGCGCUCUUGACCAGGAUGGAGCCCUGGACUGGACAACUCCAGUCCUGUUGAUGGCAGGCCUCUGCAGUGCCAUGGCUUGUUUCUACGUCAUCUUCUUUCACACUGACUACAAGCGGCUCCAUGCUGAAACAAACAUGGUCAAGGCAGAAGAUACAGGAUCAGAUGAUGUUCCUGAAGCCUAAUCCAGCUGAAAAGGACAUACCAAGGGACCAGUUAGGGAAGGACUCAGGCCUGUGAGCAGGGUUCAGGACUGCGUGUGCUCAGCUGGCAGGCAGGGAUAUGGGUCCUGCUGCAAAAGAAGCACUUUGGAUUUCAGAAGGGGGGGGAGGCUACAGCAGUCAUUGGGGUACACUUGCUGUACUUCCCCCAGUCUACUAUUUAUUUGUGAGUGUAGUAAUGGGCUAUAGUACACAUUGUGCUGUCAGAGAGACCAAAGAGGAACUGGACAAUUACACAGAUAACAGGGAUUUCUAGCUGACUUGGUUCAAGCUGAAGAAACGUUGCAGAGUACAGGAGCAUCAUAUUUCACUGUUUUGCAUGUGUACUUGGAUCAGAAGAGAAGCUUUCAGGGGGGUGGAAGCACUUCCUAUCACGAGCAUGCCAGAAAAAUUGCCUUCAAGAGCUGUGGUUCUCAUACAGUGUAACGAUUCUUCCAGUUAAGUGUGGAGCUAAUAGUGCCUCCUAGGAGGCACAAUAGUGUGGCAGGAGCUAUAUCAUUCUGUUGCAGUGAGGAGAUGUAAGUGUAUGAUCUGCAAUAUAAAUCUGUUGCAAGUAAGACACUCAGUCCUCUCUUAGAAACAGGAAAGGGAAAGCCUUGCCUGCCACGCUGACUGUUAGAGAAAAAAAUGAGUAAGCAGAAGACAUUAAGUAUGCCGGUUUUCCUUGCCCUGUCUGGUCACUUGCCAGAUGCUGAGACAUUUUAGAUAAGUUUGUUUUAAGUGGGCUCCUAUUGUUUCACCAUCUGUCCUGAAAUUCCAUUGGUUCAAACUUUGCACAAGAAGACAAAGUUGCUGGUGUGAUUAGGGUUGUGUAUCCCACCAAGCCAAGGUAUGCUUUCCUGUAGGAGAGCAUGCAGAAGACAGGUCACUUUUUGGUGAAUGGUGUGGCAAUGCCUGCUGGUGCAGAGCUGGCAAGAGAACUGGCAAGAUGACCAUGUAGAGAAUGGAUGGCACCUGCACAAGUUCCUGCAGAUGACAGGGUUUUUUGGGGGAAGAUCAAGUAAGAAACAACAACAUCAAAAACCUUCAAUUUCUCUCUGCAACUGACAGCUAUUCUUCAGUGUUUGAAGAGAUUGUUUGUGACACAAAAGAUCCCUUUGGAAUUCAGUUUUGCUAACAAUUGCAGUGGAUACAAUGGUCUUUUCAUUUUACAACAAUACUUGCACAGUAGUCCAUUGUCCUGCUUUGGUGUUCAGGUCUUAGUGUACAACUUGAGGACUUUCUACCUUAGGAUGUUUUGGUGCUAAAAAGAAUUAGAUGGUGGAACUUGGGGAUGCUUCAUACCAUGCAGCUUGCAGGGAGAUCUCAGAAUUGUCGACCUCUGAAAACUGACUGUUUUUCUCCACUCCAGUUAGGGGAUGAUCAAGACGAUUUCCAAGGCAAAGGAUGCACUUUCCCUAAGAAACGAGGGAAAAAAGAGCUCUCUCAAUGACUGAAUUCUCUUCUCCGUUAGCAUAUGGUUAGCUGUAAAUGUCCUGCUCAUUGCCAGGGAUUUGGACUGGAUGACCUUUAAAGGUUCCUUCCAACUCAAAUGAUUUUGUGAUAUGGAAUUCUCUCCCUUUAUAAAACAAAUUCCUGCAUCCUUCUAGGGAGUCAGCUAGUUCUUACAGCUCCAGCCUUGCUGUCCCUUGCAAGCACUGAUGUCUGUCAAGGUGAGCAGGAAGGGUGUCUUAAACUGAAGUGAAGCAAGAUGAAUAUGGAUCUGUCAGAGGAAUUAAAUUACCCAUCUUUGACAAUAACUGGUUGGUAAUUUCUGCAGCCCUGGAACUAAUACAUGGAAUUAACACCAAAUAUACUCGUCACUUCUGAGUCCUGCUGUACUGGGAAGCAAAAAGCACUUGGUACUUUAUAAAUUUAUAUAUUAACAAAUGCUAUGUUUUUUAACAAAAGGGUCAUUUAAUAAAAGAUUAAGAAAAAAUUCA